AUGGCUGGAGGACUACUCAAGACCGGCCUCGUGCUGCUGGGCUCGACGCUCGUCGCGGCGGCGCCGCUCUCUGAGAGGGCAGACACUUGUGCAACAAAGGGAAAGCCUGCUGGCAAGGUUCUCCAGGGAUACUGGGAGAACUGGGACGGAUCGUCCAACGGUGUUCACCCACCCUUUGGCUGGACGGCGAUCACGGAUUCCCGGAUCAAGCAACAUGGCUACAACGUGAUCAACGCCGCCUUCCCCGUCAUCCUGUCCGACGGCACGGCCCUGUGGGAGGACGGCAUGGACACGGGCGUCAAGGUCGCGACGCCGGCCGAGAUGUGCCAGGCAAAGGCCGCCGGCGCCACGAUACUCAUGUCCAUCGGCGGUGCGGCGGCUGGCAUAGACCUCAGCUCCAGCACCGUCGCCGACAAGUUUGUCUCGACGAUCGUCCCGAUCUUGAAAAAGUACAACUUUGACGGUGUCGACAUCGACAUCGAGACUGGACUGACCGGCAGCGGCAACAUCAACACCCUCUCCGCGUCCCAAGCGAACCUGAUCCGCAUCAUCGACGGCAUCCUUGCGCAGAUGCCGUCCAACUUUGGCCUGACCAUGGCUCCCGAGACUGCCUACGUCACCGGCGGGAGCGUCACGUACGGUUCCAUCUGGGGAGCCUACCUACCCAUCGUCAAAAAGUACGCCGACAACGGCCGCCUGUGGUGGCUGAACAUGCAGUACUACAACGGCGCCAUGUACGGCUGCUCGGGCGACUCGUACUCUGCCGGCACCGUCGAGGGCUUCGUCGCCCAGACGGACUGCCUGAACAAGGGCCUCGUCAUCCAGGGAACCACGAUCAAGGUUCCGUACAGCAUGCAAGCCCCAGGUCUGCCCGCUCAGCCGGGUGCCGGCGGCGGCUACAUGUCCCCGAGCCUGGUCGGCCAGGCCUGGGACCACUACAGCGGCGCGCUCAAGGGCUUGAUGACGUGGUCCAUCAACUGGGACGGAUCGAAAGGCUGGACCUUUGCCGACAACCUUAAGGGAAGACUGGGAACCGCUUAG
Purpureocillium takamizusanense is the source of this 1041-nucleotide messenger RNA. RefSeq names its product Endochitinase 4 (gene CHI4). Gene Ontology annotation, biological process: carbohydrate metabolic process. The transcript has a single exon. NCBI's taxonomy places the organism in Eukaryota, Fungi, Ascomycota, Sordariomycetes, Hypocreales, Ophiocordycipitaceae. Gene Ontology annotation, molecular function: hydrolase activity, hydrolyzing O-glycosyl compounds; chitin binding. The record is from RefSeq and is a predicted model, not a curated record. The coding region runs from base 1 to 1041 and encodes 346 amino acids.